Molecule: messenger RNA, 1872 nt
Organism: Spodoptera exigua (beet armyworm)
Lineage: Eukaryota; Metazoa; Arthropoda; Insecta; Lepidoptera; Noctuidae
Source: the annotation of a GenBank genome assembly
AUGAAAUUGGAUUUAUUUUAUUAUGUUGGCAUCCCUUCAGUAUUUUGAUUGACGCAAUUCUACACCAUUAGUGCACAUAAAUGUAGCGAAUUAAACGCAAUUAUAUUCUAUUUCCACUAAUUAAAUUUGCGCGUCGCGUUCUCAUAUCAUUCUGCGACGUGUACUCCGCGUAAAGAAUAGAUUAACACCAACAAAGAGUCCAAGAAGAGCGAAAAAAUGACUCUCGAUGGGAACAAGGACGAAGCUGAGAAAUGUAUAGCAAUAGCUCAAAAUGCACUAACUGGUGGAAAUUUUGAGAAAGCCGAGAAGUUUUUGCUGAAAGCUGAACGGCUAUACCCUACUCCGCUCGCUAAAGAGCUUUUAGUUCGCGUUAGAGCCGCGGGGCCGACGACAGGGGCUCCAAAACGUACUCCACCUUCAAGCCCUAGUGCUGAGGAAGUUAGGAGGCGAAAGACUCCAGCUCACCAACCUCCGCAGAGGGAAUAUACUCCAGAACAGCAGGAAGCAGUGCGCCGUGUGAACAAAUGCAAAGAUUUUUACGAAAUCCUUGGUGUAUCGAAGGAAGCCACAGACUCGGACAUAAAGAAGGCCUACAAGAAGUUGGCACUGCAGCUCCACCCGGACAAGAACCACGCUCCCGGGGCUGCUGAAGCAUUUAAGGCUAUAGGCAAUGCGGCCGCCAUACUGACGGAUGCGGAGAAACGCAAGCAGUACGACCUGCGCGGCGAUGAAGCUGCGCACGCGCCGCAAACGCACCACCAGUACUAUGCGCGCGGGUUCGAAUCCGACCUCACAGCUGAGGAACUAUUCAACAUGUUCUUCGGGGCGACAGGUAUGGCGGCGUUCCCGGGCGGCGGGCCCACAGUGUACACGCGUCGCCGCGGCCGCCAGCCGGAGACGCGCGAGGCCCACGCUGGCCUGGUCCAGCUGCUGCCAGUCCUCGUCCUGGUCCUGCUCAGCAUGAUGUCCGGCUACUUCAUCAGCGAGCCGGUCUACAGCCUCGCGCCCAGCUCCAAGUACCCCGUCCCUAGGGAGACCGUUAAUCAAAAGGUACCAUAUUAUGUGAAAGAGAACUUCCACACCGAUUACCAAGGAUCCCUGCGGCGAUUGGAACUCGCCAUCGAAGAGGAAUAUAUAGUGGGGCUUCGUCACGCUUGCCAAAGAGAAAGAAACUAUAGAGACAGUAUGGUUUGGAAGGCGAGGAAUUUCGGAGACUCGAGACAGUACGCAGACGCGCAGAAACUGCGCACGCCAUCUUGUGAGAAACUACAGAAGUUUCAUCGAUAGAAUAUAUCGAUAAAUUCGUUUAUCGACACGUAGACAACACUAUCACGUUAAUUUAUUUUGUAUUUAUUUCACUGUUAUACUUUUUUUGUGGACAUAUUAUUAUUAUUAUUACAACGAAAUGUGAAUUUUAUUCAGUUUUCUGUAUAUUUUAUUAUAGCACGGAGUCAAGUAUUGAGCAAUAUCUAAUAUCUAGGUAUACUAAUAUUAUAAAGAGGUAAAAUUUAUAAGUUUGUAUGUAGGGGGUAAUCUUUGGAACCGCUGGUCAGAUUGUCAAAAUUCUUUCACUGAUAGAUAGCUACAAUGUUCCUGAGAGCUAUAGGCUAUAAAACAUCACGCUACGAUCAAAUAAUUAAGAGCAGCGGGUGAAACCGCGCAAGAAAAGCUAGUACUGUAUAAAUUCUCCCCUACUGGGGAUAAAUAGGGGUUAGAUGUCCAAGUCAAAUUCAUUUAUUCCAACUAAACCAUAAAUAGGUACUUUUGAAACGUCAAAAUAGAAUAGUAGUCUGUCAGUCUAUUCGUCAGUGAAGCUAGGUGCUCGUUCCAAAUUGUAGUUUCGAAUGGAGAAGAACGAGCAAGAAACUCCAU